Histoplasma mississippiense is the source of this 729-nucleotide messenger RNA. RefSeq lists its product with no specific name. The transcript is spliced from 3 exons. NCBI's taxonomy places the organism in Eukaryota, Fungi, Ascomycota, Eurotiomycetes, Onygenales, Ajellomycetaceae. Gene Ontology annotation, biological process: transmembrane transport. The record is from RefSeq and is a predicted model, not a curated record. Gene Ontology annotation, cellular component: membrane. The coding region runs from base 1 to 729 and encodes 242 amino acids. Gene Ontology annotation, molecular function: transmembrane transporter activity.
AUGGCACUGACAGCCGGGCCGGACCCAGACCCAGACCCAGAUCCAGACCCAUCGGUCCGUACAAGCACUGUCCGCAAGCUAGAUUUCGUCCUCCUCCCGUUCCUAUCUCUCCUAUUCCUUGUAAACUCCCUCGACCGCUCCAACAUCGGGAAUGCAGAAACUGCGCAUUUUACUCGUGAUGCUGGUCUGCAGCCUGAAGAUCUGAAUGCGGCGGUUGCAUGGUUUUUUGUCUUCUUUGUUGCUUUACAGCCGGUUGGGGCUGCGGCAGGGAGAAAAUUCGGAAUGAGCAGAUGGGUGCCGAGUGUUAUGACGCUUUGGGGAGUUUGCACCUUGUUGCAUAUAUGGGUCCGGCGCAGAUGGCAGCUUAUUAUGUUGAGGGUUAUACUUGGAGUUUUGGAAGCUGGCUUCUACCCAACUGCGGUAUCGUACCUUUCGCUAUUUUAUACCCGUUUUGAGUUUGGACGUCGACUUGGGCUCUUCUAUGGGUCGUACGGAGUAGCAGGUGCGCUUGGAGGAGUAAUUGCAUUUUUUGUUUUCUCUCGUUUCCCUCCAAGUGAGGACCCCAUCGACGACAGGAUCACUCCAUCCGACCAAAGAACAUUACGGCCAUGGCAAAUUCUGUUCUUGGUUGAAGGGUGUUUAACUAUCAUAAUUGCAAUAAUGGGAUUUUUCUGGCUCCCACGAAGUGCGGGGACGGCAUGGUUUUUGAGCGAAGAAGAGCAAGCAUGA